Messenger RNA from Arachis duranensis, 567 nucleotides. RefSeq lists its product as uncharacterized. Lineage: Eukaryota; Viridiplantae; Streptophyta; Magnoliopsida; Fabales; Fabaceae. The transcript is spliced from 2 exons. Bases 1 to 567 code for a protein of 188 amino acids. The record is from RefSeq and is a predicted model, not a curated record.
AUGGGCUUUGGUAUUAGAUGGAGGACAUGGGUGAAGGAAUGUGUGACCACAACAUCUAUGUCAGUGUUGAUAAAUGGGUCACCAUCCAAGCCGUUCAAGAUGGAGAGGGGACUCAGACAAGGAGAUCCCCUUUCUUCUUUUCUUUUUGUUCUUGUCGUUGACGUUUUGCACAGGAUGGAUACGAAGACAGUGUUGAAUUAUAAGAGACUCCUGCGUUGUUUUGAGUUAAUGUCUGGCCUGAGUAUUAACUACGACAAGUCAAGCUUGAUUCCAGUCAAAUGUGAGAAGGAAUGGGUGACUAAUAUGUGUGGUUUGUUGGGUUGUGCCGAAGCUGCGUUACCGAUCAGGUACUUGGGAAUCUCCUUAGGCGCAAAUCCUUGGUUGGUGAAGACCUGGAAACCGAUUAUAGACAAGGUGGAAGAUAAGCUGAGCCUAUGGAAAGCUAAAUCUCUUAACAAGGCUAGUAAGUUGGUUCUCAUCAAAUCUAUUCUAAACAGUCUUCUGGUUUACUACUUAAGCUUGUAUAAGAUGCCAAAAGCAGUUACAGAUAAGAUAAUUGGACUUUGA